AUGAAAAGUGUGCGUCUCUAUGAUAUUUCUGCUCAGAGAAGACCCGUUAUGUCAUUUGAUUUUCGAGAGACCACCAUUAAAGCAGUUGCUGAAGACUUGGAUGGUCAGACUGUAUAUAUAGGGAAUGGGUCUGGUGACCUUGCUUCUGUUGACAUGCGCACAGGGAAACUGUUGGGAUGCUUUUUGGGGAAAUGUUCUGGGAGUAUAAGAUCCAUUGCCAGGCACCCAGAGCACCCAGUGAUAGUCUCAUGUGGACUGGACAGCUUUUUACGUGUUUGGGAUAUAAAGUCGCGGCAACUUCUUUCUGCGGUGUUUCUGAAGCAGCAGCUCACAAAUGUUGUUUUCGAUUCUCAUUUUAGCGAUGAAGAAAUUAUUGGUACUGCAACACGUCUAUCACCAAGUGAAACGCAUACCGUGACUGAGAUGGAAGAUAGAGAUGAAGAAAAUAUGUUGCCUGUUAAACGGAAAAAGGCAUCUAAGGAGCACAAUGAGAGUAAGAAGCUCAAAUCCAAGAAAAAAAGCAAGAAGCCAAAAGGAGAGAGCACUGAUGCAUCAUGA
Messenger RNA from Ilex paraguariensis (yerba mate), 558 nucleotides. The record is from the annotation of a GenBank genome assembly. NCBI's taxonomy places the organism in Eukaryota, Viridiplantae, Streptophyta, Magnoliopsida, Aquifoliales, Aquifoliaceae.